This is a messenger RNA of Tetrahymena thermophila SB210, 942 nucleotides long. RefSeq names its product required for amino acid permease transport from the to the cell surface protein. The transcript has 5 exons. Gene Ontology annotation, molecular function: protein binding. Gene Ontology annotation, biological process: regulation of actin cytoskeleton organization; TOR signaling. NCBI's taxonomy places the organism in Eukaryota, Ciliophora, Oligohymenophorea, Hymenostomatida, Tetrahymenidae. Gene Ontology annotation, cellular component: TORC2 complex; TORC1 complex. The record is from RefSeq and is a predicted model, not a curated record.
AUGAGUAAUGUAAUACUAGCAACAGCAUCAUAUGAUAGAACUAUUAAAUUUUGGAGCUAUUCAGACUAAAAAAUUAUACAUCAAUUUGAAUACUGCUCAUAAAAGCAGACAAGCUUUGUGAAUAAAAUAGAAGUUUCACAUGAUAAAUAAUAUUUGGGAACUGCAGGAAGUGCGACAAUAAAUCUAUAUGAUCUUAACGAUAAAUAUAAAUUAAAGCACGUUUACGAUGGAUAUAAAAGUAAUGUAACAUCAGUAGGAUUUAAAUAAAAUAAUGGAUGGAUUUAUGCGAGUUCUGAAGAUGGAAGUAUUAAAGUUCAUGAUUUAGCUAUGCAAGGAGUUUAAAAAACUUUUAAUAGUAAGGAACCAGUUAAUUAAGUUGUUUUACACCCUAAUGAAGUUGAGUUGAUUUCAGCUGACCAAGCAGGAAAUGUAAAGAUAUGGGAUUUAAGAAAAGAAUAAACCUAUGUUAAAAAGAUUGCUCUAUCACCAGAAAUAGGAAUUAGAUCUGUUUCAAUUUGUGCAAAUGCCUAGUUUUACUCUGCUGUAGACUCAUCUGGAUAAUUAUUUAUUUAAAAACUAUCAAAGAUAGAUGAUCCACAGAGCUUAUAAAAAAUAGAGAAAGCCCAUGAUGAUUACAUAUUAAAAUGCUAAAUAUCUCCACUAGCAACGAGUUUAGCUACUUGUAGUGCUGAUAAGACAAUUAAAAUUUGGGGAAUAAAUACUUCUUCUUAGAAAUUUGAAUUAAAGUAAACAUUAUAUGGACACACAAAGUGGGUGUGGGAUAUUUCUUAUGGCUGUGAUGGAGAAUUUUUAUUUUCUUGCUCAAGUGAUAAGUUUGCAAAGCUUUGGAAACUAGAUGAUGAAACUCAAUAAGUAUCUUGUAUAAAUUUCAAACAUGAUGGAAUAGUAAACUGUUUAGCUUUUAAUGAUAUUAAUAUUUGA